Suricata suricatta (meerkat) is the source of this 4874-nucleotide messenger RNA. It is a transcript of the gene ZBTB16, whose product is annotated as zinc finger and BTB domain containing 16. The transcript has 6 exons. Gene Ontology annotation, cellular component: nucleus. Gene Ontology annotation, biological process: negative regulation of transcription by RNA polymerase II; regulation of immune system process; regulation of cytokine production. The record is from RefSeq and is a predicted model, not a curated record. NCBI's taxonomy places the organism in Eukaryota, Metazoa, Chordata, Mammalia, Carnivora, Herpestidae. Gene Ontology annotation, molecular function: protein binding; DNA-binding transcription factor activity, RNA polymerase II-specific; RNA polymerase II cis-regulatory region sequence-specific DNA binding. Bases 91 to 2112 code for a protein of 673 amino acids.
CUCUCUAGGUUGGCCCAGGAAACCCACCCAGCCCCGUCACGCAGAGCCAGGAAGGAAAGAGAGCCUCAUGCCUGAGCCGAGGGGAGCACCAUGGAUCUGACGAAGAUGGGGAUGAUCCAGCUGCAGAACCCCAGCCACCCCACGGGGCUCCUGUGCAAGGCCAACCAGAUGCGGCUGGCCGGGACGCUGUGCGAUGUGGUCAUCAUGGUGGACAGCCAGGAGUUCCACGCCCACCGGACCGUGCUGGCCUGCACCAGCAAGAUGUUUGAGAUCCUCUUCCACCGCAACAGCCAGCACUAUACUCUGGACUUCCUCUCGCCAAAGACCUUCCAGCAGAUUCUGGAGUACGCGUACACCGCCACGCUGCAAGCCAAGGCGGAGGACCUGGAUGACCUGCUGUACGCGGCCGAGAUCUUAGAGAUCGAGUACCUGGAGGAGCAGUGCCUGAAGAUCCUGGAGACCAUCCAGGCCUCCGACGACAACGACACGGAGGCCACCAUGGCGGACGGCGCGGCCGAGGAGGAGGAGGACCGCAAGGCUCGGUACCUCAAGAACAUCUUCAUCUCGAAGCAUUCCAGCGAGGAGGGCGGGUACGCCAGCGUGGCCGCGCAGAGCCUCCCUGGACCCAUGGUGGACCAGAGCCCUUCCGUCUCCACCUCCUUUGGUCUUUCGGCCAUGAGCCCCACCAAGGCUGCGGUGGACAGUUUGAUGACCAUAGGACAGUCGCUCCUGCAGGGAACUCUUCAGCCCCCUGCGGGGCCCGAGGAGCCGGCUCUGGCCGGGGGCGGGCGGCACGCUGGGGUGGCUGAGGUGAAGACGGAGAUGAUGCAGGUGGAUGAGGUGCCCGGCCAGGACAGCCCUGGGGCCGCCGAGUCCGGCAUGGCGGGCGCAGCGGGGGACAAGGUGGAGGAGAGGGGCAAGGAAGGGCCUGGGACCCCCACCCGAAGCAGCGUCAUCACCAGCGCCCGGGAGCUGCACUAUGGGCGGGAGGAGAGCGCUGAGCUGCUGCCGCCCCCCGCCGAGGCUGGCCAGGGCCCCCCGGGCCGACCCGAGCACCCUGUGCCGCCGGCCGAGAAGCAUCUGGGCAUCUAUUCUGUGUUGCCCAACCACAAGGCCGACGCCGUGCUGAGCAUGCCGUCCUCGGUGGCUUCCGGCCUCCACGUGCAGCCCGCCCUGGCCGUGUCCAUGGACUUCAGCACCUACGGGGGGCUGCUGCCCCAGGGCUUCAUCCAGAGGGAGCUGUUCAGCAAGCUGGGUGAGCUGGCGGUGGGCAUGAAGGCGGAGAGCCGGACCAUCGGGGAGCAGUGCAGCGUGUGCGGGGUGGAGCUCCCCGACAAUGAGGCGGUGGAGCAGCACAGGAAGCUGCACAGCGGGAUGAAGACGUAUGGGUGUGAGCUCUGCGGAAAGCGGUUCCUGGAUAGUUUGCGACUAAGAAUGCACUUACUGGCUCAUUCAGCGGGUGCCAAAGCCUUUGUCUGUGACCAGUGCGGAGCCCAGUUUUCAAAGGAGGACGCCCUGGAGACACACAGGCAGACCCACACCGGCACGGACAUGGCGGUCUUCUGUCUGCUGUGCGGGAAGCGCUUCCAGGCGCAGAGCGCGCUCCAGCAGCACAUGGAGGUGCACGCGGGCGUCCGAAGCUACAUCUGCAGCGAGUGCAACCGCACCUUCCCCAGCCACACGGCCCUCAAGCGCCACCUGCGCUCACACACAGGCGACCACCCCUACGAGUGUGAGUUCUGUGGCAGCUGCUUCCGGGAUGAGAGCACGCUCAAGAGCCACAAGCGCAUCCACACGGGUGAGAAACCCUACGAGUGCAACGGCUGCGGCAAGAAGUUCAGCCUCAAGCACCAGCUGGAGACGCACUACCGGGUGCACACAGGUGAGAAGCCCUUCGAGUGUAAGCUGUGCCACCAGCGCUCCCGGGACUACUCGGCCAUGAUCAAGCACCUGCGCACGCACAACGGUGCCUCGCCCUACCAGUGCACCAUCUGCACCGAGUACUGCCCCAGCCUGUCCUCUAUGCAGAAGCACAUGAAGGGCCACAAGCCUGAGGAGAUCCCGCCCGACUGGAGGAUAGAGAAGACGUACCUCUAUCUGUGCUACGUGUGACGCGAGAUGCGGCAGGGGCGGGGGCGCGGGCAGCCGGGAGACCAGAGUUUGAGCAGGAUGAGGUGGAGGAAGGUCUGGGAGGAAAAAAAAAAAAGAAAAAGAAAAAAAGAAAAUAGAAAAAAAAAAAAAGGAAAAAAAAAAAGAGAGAAGAAAAAAGGAACCCUGACAGCUGUCUGGCGUCGGACUGUCUCUGGAGCCCAAGGGACCUGAUGCCCGGACACCGCCCCUCCCCGGGGCCUCGGUCCCUCCUCCCUGGCUGGAGGUCGGCUUCGUUUUCUUGGGUUGGGGUGGGCAUGGUCUGUUUAGCUCACUUGGUGGCAUAUUUUUCUCUUCCCUCCACCCAGACCCUCCUUUUGCAUCCAGAAGUGGAGGCUAGGGAGGGGGUGAGGGGUGCUGUGGUCAGAGCCAAACAGUCUUUGCCCGUCCCCCUCAGAGGGAGGGGGCCCGCAGGUGGCGGGGCUGGGCCAGGUCACGGUCACUCGUCGAUGGUCACAUGGCAGCUCUGGUUUGCUGGGGGCAGGGUGGGAUGGGAAGGGCUCCCCCUCCCUCCCCCCCCAUCAGUUCAUCUGUUGUCCCCCCAGCUCUGCCACAUGGGGCGUCCCCCAAGGGGUUCAGUAGCCUUGUGGCUGCUACCCCUCCCCCAGCUCCUUGCUCCUGGCCUCCAGGAGGCCGCUCCCCAAGUGCAGGGGUGCCCAGCCCCUCACGCAGCAGGUGGCACCUUCCUCCUGGCUUAGCUCCCUAGCUGGGAAGCUGCAUUGGACUCCAGAGCCCACCCCACAGCCCCCUCCGCUUUCUGAGAACACAAAAUAAACGGAGUAACCCACCCUCGUCACGCCCUGUCAUGAGCGAGGUUCCUGCUGAGCUGCUUUCGCUUCCAAAAUGGGAAAACAUAACUAACCAUAUCCCGUCCCGUCCCACCGAGUAAACGCACACCAAUCCCUCCCGCCCCUGCUUCAGUCCCUAGGAGGAGGCGUCCAUGAGAGGGCUCGCUGUUCCAGGGAAAGAUGUGCCCAGGUGUGCCCCGUACCUGGAGAAGAGGACACCCUGCUCAGGGGUCGGGCUAGCCGGCUGGGGGGGGGGGGGGGGGACCCCAGCCCUGGUCCAGAGCGCAGCACAGAGUUCCUGGCUCUCAGGGCAAAGCCCCCACCCCUGCCCCCGCCCUGUCCACAGGGAGGAGGAAGGAGAGGAGGAAGAGGAGUUGAAAGCGCUUUGGCCCUUGUGUUAAUGUUUUGCUUCUUUUCUGGGUCCCCUGAUCCCUCGUUAGCACAUUGUACUUGAAUUACCUCAGUUUUUUGUGACCUCAUGAGCUUUUUUAACCCCUGUAUCUCUUUUUUGGUUGGGGGUUGGAGGAAUGGGGAGGACAUUUCUUUUCUGUUUCUUGUAUGAAUUAAUAGUUGGUUUACUAGACUGCAGCUGGCCACAGCCCUUUGCCAUCCCCGCUGGGCGGAGCUGGACGGACGGAGUGAAGUGCUCAGGAUCUGAACGUGAGAGCCGGGCUUGGCGGAAGGUGGGCGGAAGGGAGGGGGCCGGGGGGCACUCUGGAGUCACUGUUGGCCCUGCCCGGAGCCCCCGGAGUCCUCUGCGCCCAGCAAGAGUUCAGCCCAAAGCACUCUGGAGAAGAUCCUACCUUUCUUAGAAUUUGCUGGCUCCUUUGGGCCUGAGGGCCUGUAUUAUUCAGCUCCCUGCAACCGUGUGCGUUAUCCUUGUCAAAAUGGGUCUCUUUUGCAGGGCUGGCGUGGGGAUGAGCCAGCCUCUGUUCUGUUGCGUUAGGGUAGGGGUGUUGUUUUUCUAAAAGCUACCUCUUAAGUUCCUCCAGUUCUCCUUUUGCUCCUGCUGCUCUGUUCCCUCCUCCCCGCAGCGUCCCACCCCGAAUUUUGGAAAGCACAUUUGCAGUGUUUGGUUUGCUUUGGGAUGGGCCCUCCGUUUCAUCUCACGCUUUAUUUGUAAGAGUUCGCUUGUUUGCUUCUUUUUUUUCUUUCCUUUCUCUCUCUGAGAAAGUUGUGGCUGCGUUUUUAUCUUAGGGUUUUAAAAGUGGUUUUGGGGAAGCAGUUUUGGGGAGAAGGGUUGUGAGGGCGCAGGUGCUGCUGUGACCGCCCCCCUCCCUCGGCCCCGUCCCUCCUGCCUCUCCCCUGCAGUCUCGCCCGCCAAAUCUGAAGGCCUUAAACGUUGUGUGUUGGGGGGAUCUGAACUUGGGGGGACUGGGUCGCUAGACUGUCGGUCAGGGAUGACGAGGUAGGGAGGGUCCUGUUUUGCAGUUGUCAUAAUGACCUAGUGCUUUGGAAAGGACAAAAAAGUUAAACUUGAACUACGUGACUAGAGCGGUUGUGUUGAUAAUGUGAAAAGAGGGGCAUGGCUGGGGGAGGGGCGGUCUGUAAGAAAUGUUGAUGCACUAUGCGCCCCCCAGCCCAGGAAGAAGGGGCUCUGUGGCCCUCGGGGGGUCUGAACGCCCCCCAGAACGGUAUUUUAACAGCAAGAGCUCACACAACUUCGGUGGGGAAGGGGAAAAGAAAAAAAGAAACUAUUCCAUAGAACGAGCUGCCCCCUCUCUCCCCCACCCCCCACCCCCCGGCACCCUUGCCGCGCAGCCUGGGUCUCCUGCCCUGUUCAUAAACACUGAGAGGGUUGAGCUAAUAUUUACAAAUUGUAAUAUUUUUGUAAUGUUUGUUAGUUCCUUCGUCCAUUCUACAGACCUUGCCCUUUCCUUUUGUAAUGUGAAUAGGAAAGAAAAAAGACAAAAAAAAAAUCCACCACCACCACCAAAC